AUGCGAACCACACCGUUCAGUAUUUUUUCAGGCCAAACCAGGGACCGCGGAGACCAUUUUAAAGUGGUGGGGCUAAAAAAUCUGGCCAGUACAAAGAAGCAUUGAGGUCAGUGUUUUGCCAUUUAUCUUGCAUUUGUGCGCCAUCUUAUUUACAACCUCAGCAAAUAUAACAUAAAUGUCGUCACUUGUUAUAGUGUUCAGUAUAGCCAAUAUGUUAAAUAAACCUUCCUAAGAUUGCUACUUUUUGAACUUGUCCGCAAUGCUAAAGUUUCUCUUGAGGUUUUCAUUGCAGGAAACAAACUCCUGUGCGACUUCAGCUAUAGAGACACUGUCUGGUCUCCGCUUGUGACCAUUCCGGCAACACUACUAAGUUGCUAAACCUUUCGUCACGCAUCUUGGAUCGAAGCGACGUCUUCAGACGCCGUGCAGAUGAGAGUGAACGCUCGCCAGCAGCACUGGUAACAGGAUUUACAGCAAGCAGCUUACAGAUAGUUUGGACUUCCUGAAUUAGCCUCUUUUCUGGUUCUGGAAACUAUAACACCGCCAACAGGAUUUCGUUAAAACAUGAUAUCUUCUCCUCCUUUAACAUAACUUCCAAAAUACUUAGUUGCUCAGGUAGCGCCCCUGUAUCAACAUCUUCGCUGUAUGACGCAUCACGAAACUGAACUCUGCCUCGUCGUUACCAAUAUGAGCUUUAACCAAGAGGGUCUCCAUCUGGGCGUAGGAGCUGAAGCUUUCCUGAUUAACGCGGUGAUAUAUAGCCCGACGAUAAGAUGAAUACCCUCAUAAUAGACCCCUCUAAAGUGAUCUUUGGCAGCUUGGGGAUAGCUUGGUGCACCAGCACCAACCUCCAGUCUGACCAAAGUGCGUCGUUUUCUUGGAAGCGUUGGUUCGCUAAGCAGGCCUUCACUCUUGCAGGCAACAUCAGCAUAGAAAUGGUCCAAGCUUUCAUCAGUGCGAAAUUUUGUCAGCGUCUUCUUUGUUAGUCUUGGCAGGCAUUGUCCAAUGACAGCAGCCAUCUUAGUACCCUGAAAAUUCUUAGAUAGAUUAUCGGUGUGGGAAUAAAGGUGCUCUCCAAGAUGAAAAGCAAAGAAAAAAUUAAAUCACUCCUUCCAUUUUGGGCCUUACAUCUUAUUAUCCUUGCAAGCAAAUCAGGUUGUAAUCGUUCGGACAUACAAACACCCAACUCUUCAAUAGGGCAAAGUCCAAUAAUUCCACGGGAAUUUUUUUCCAUGUCAACUGGAGCCCUAGAAAAUAAAUCCCAGCAAUAAAAGUGGUAGGGCUAUAGCCCCACCAACUGAAGAGAAUAUCACUGCCGUGAAAUAAGGGCAUUUGGGUUUGGUUCUUCAUUUACCUUGGGUGCAAGGUUUAAACAUCCUGAAAACAUUUCAGUUUUCCUUCGGUGGAGAGAAAUCACAAGAAGAAGUUCAUCCAGCCACUGGAGUAACAGAUAGAUAUUCCGUUUGUGAUCAUUUUCAUGAAAAAAAUUUGUCAAGUGCGCCGGAUAUACCGCGACGUGUGAUGCUGGUUCCAGAGCUGAAGACUGUCAUCAACACUGAAGUCGAGGAACAGUUACACAACAACAUCAACCGCUCCAACUACACCUUUCAUAUGAUGCUUCCUGGAAAUCAUCUUUUUAUGAUGCGCCACAAAAUCCACCUGAGUAACACUCACAUUGACAAGGUGUAUAGGCGCAAAUUGGAGAAGGCGAUUCGUUCUUACACUGGGAUGGCAAAAGGACUGCAGCAUGACACCAGUGGAAUCCUUUUGCUACAG
Porites lobata is the source of this 1776-nucleotide messenger RNA. Lineage: Eukaryota; Metazoa; Cnidaria; Anthozoa; Scleractinia; Poritidae. The record is from the annotation of a GenBank genome assembly.